GAUUUGUGAUUGGCAGGAGAGACGUGUGGCUGGGCGAGGACUGAUUGGCAGCCGCAGCCGGGGACUAGACGAAGUGUGGCUGGUAGCCGCAGUCGGAGGCGGGGCGACGCGUGAUUGGCAGCCGCGGCCGGAGGCGGGGCGACGCGUGAUUGGCAGCCGUGGCCGGAGGCGGGGCGACGCGUGAUUGGCAGCCGCAGCCGGGGACUAGACGAAGUGUGGCUGGUAGCCGCAGUCGGAGGCGGGGCGACGCGUGAUUGGCAGCCGCGGCCGGAGGCGGGGCGACGCGUGAUUGGCAGCCGCGGCCGGAGGCGGGGCGACGCGUGAUUGGCAGCCGCGGCCGGAGGCGGGGUGGUUGUCCUGACUGGAUUGCGGAGUUUGAACGGCGACAGGUCGACGAGCGGUGACCGGCUAUAUUCCUUCAAUCCCUGUGCUGGUCUUCAUACCCUUGAUAGACUGUGGCUUGUCUCCUUUCACGUACCAGAACCACCUUGCUUCCAGGACCUGGUAGUGCAGUGUCCAAAGGUUGCAAGAAGGUAUUGCUGUGAAGAUGUCGCAUCUCAGUGAUUGCAUUCACUUGGAAUCAGUGGGCGAGGUGACGAAAGAUGAACUGAUUGAGAAGUCUCAUGGCACUUGUCAAGACUGCAAAGUUGGAGGCCCGAACCUCUGGGCAUGCUUGGAGAAUGGCUGUCCCUAUGUUGGAUGUGGAGAAUCCCAUUCAGAUCACAGCACUAUCCAUUCCCAGGAAACCAUGCACAAUCUUACGGUAAACCUCACCACCCUGCGAGUUUGGUGUUACGCAUGUGGCAAAGAAGUAUUUUUGGAACGGAAGCUUGGACCUCCACCAGUGCAAAAUGGGAGAAUGCUUCAGGUGCCUGAAUGCCAGGAGUCAUCUCCUGAGCAGUCACCGAAGGAUCGUAAUACGAUAGUGGGAAGUUAUCUGGAUGCAGAAGCUGAAUAUGAUGACGUCAAGACGAGAGGUCUCACUGGUUUGAAAAACAUCGGAAACACUUGCUAUUUGAAUGCUGCUCUUCAGGCCCUUUCCAACUGCCCACCCUUAACAUUGUUUUUCCUUGAGUGUGGAGGGUUGGUGCAGACCGACAAGAAACCAGCUCUGUCAAAAAGCUACCAGAAGCUGAUGGCAGAAAUAUGGCACAAAAAUCGACCUAGCUAUGUUGUGCCUACAAGUCUGUUCCAGGGGAUUAAAACUGUGAAUCCAAUGUUUCGUGGAUAUUCUCAACAGGACGCCCAAGAAUUUUUGCGCUGUUUGAUGGAUCAACUUCACGAAGAAUUGAAGGAACAAGUAGCGGACCAGAUUGAAGAUACCCAAUGUAUAACCAUGGAAGAGCAAAUGGAAGAAGAAAACUUGUCAGAUAAUGAAUUUCAGUCUUGUGAUUCAUGUGCUGGCAGCGAUAAGGCCGACGGUGAGACCAACUCGAAGAUGUUGGCCGAAGAUCAGGGGGGAGACCUGGUGCAUGAGGAACUGAAGAACCACUUACCAGCUAAAAUCCGGCCACAAGAGAGAAGCUUGCUGCAUAAACUUUAUAGCCACGGUUCCGGAGAUGAUUUGGAUAAAGACACGGACACUUCUGCAGAGAUUACCACUGACGUGUCGGUGCACAGUUCUUCAAGACCUAGUAGUCCUAUGCUGAAUGAAGCAAAUUCAAGGCUGUCCAGCAGUCCGCCAAGAUCUGCUUCAGUGUGGGGAGGUCUUGUUUCCUCACACAAAAAAGUUGCCUCUUUUACACCGCUUAAAAAGAGAAAACAAGCAAAGUACAAGAGUGUUAUCUCUGACAUCUUUGAUGGUACAAUUGUGAGCUCAGUGCAGUGUUUGACUUGUGAUCGGGUGUCCACCACUUUGGAGACAUUUCAGGAUCUUUCCCUGCCUAUCCCAGGUAAAGAAGAUUUGGCCAAACUUCAUUCCUCAAGUCACCAAAUGUCCUUGGUAAAAGCAGGGUCAUGUGGUGAGGCCUACGCUCCACAAGGUUGGAUCGCAUAUGUCAUGGAAUACAUUAAGAGUUGGUUCUGGGGUCCUGUUGUAUCCUUGCAGGAUUGCCUGGCUGCCUUUUUCGCUAGAGAUGAGCUGAAAGGUGACAACAUGUACAGCUGUGAAAAGUGUAAAAAGUUGAGGAAUGGGGUAAAAUUCUGCAAAGUGCUAAUGUUGCCAGAGAUUUUGUGCGUUCACUUGAAGAGAUUCAGACAUGAACUCAUGUUUUCCACUAAAAUCAACAACCAUGUAUCGUUUCCAUUAGAAGGACUUGACCUUCAGCCUUUUCUAGCUAAAGACAGCCCUUCUCAAAUCACGACUUAUGAACUUUUAUCGGUUAUCUGCCAUCAUGGUACAGCCAGUUGUGGCCAUUACACUGCUUUUUGCCUAAAUGACCUGAAUGAUCGAUGGUACGAAUUUGAUGACCAAACUGUAACACAAGUGUCUGAGUCAACCGUGCAGAAUGCAGAGGCUUAUGUGCUCUUCUACAGGAAAAGCAGUGAGGAGAUGCAGAAAGAAAGGCAGAGGGUGACUCAUCUACUGAAUAUGAUGGAGCCUAGUCUGCUCCAAUUCUAUAUAUCACGUCAGUGGCUGAACAAAUUCAAGACUUUUGCCGAGCCGGGGCCCAUCAGCAAUAAUGAAUUCCUUUGCAUCCAUGGAGGUGUCCCCCCUCGGAAAGCCAGUUACAUAGAUGACCUGGUAGUGAUGCUGCCUCAGAAUGUGUGGGACUAUUUGUACAGUAGGUUUGGAGGGGGGCCAGCUGUUAAUCAUCUCUACACCUGUCAGUACUGUCAGAUUGAGAUUGAAAAGCUUGAAAAGCGAAGGAAGAUGGAACUGGAAAUGUUUGUACGGUUAAACAAAGCUUUCCAAGAAGAAGAAUCACCCUCAGUUAUCUACUGUAUUAGCAUGCAGUGGUUUAGAGAAUGGGAAGGAUUUGUGAAGGGCAAAGAACAUGAGCAUCCUGGUCCAAUAGAUAACACCAAGAUAGGCAUUGGCAAGAACAGCCACCUCUCUUUAAAACAAGGAGCAGAUUCUGGCCAAAUUUCAGAAGAGACGUGGAACUUCCUGCACUCCAUCUAUGGAGGGGGCCCAGAGAUCGUUUUGCGGCAGAGUGUCAGCCUCCAGGAUAUGUCAUGUGUAGAAGAAAAAAAUGAGGUUGAAAUCCGUCCAGUCCAAUAAUGGUUAAAGCAAAUGUUUAAGGACUGAAACUGAGAUGAAUUAUGCUGAAUUUUAAGCAUUCCAGGAUGUGAGAUAUUUUCUGAAUAUAAUUCUUGCAGUGGCAUUAACAGUAUGUGUUUAGGGACAAUCACAAAGUAAUCCCUGUUUUGUAAUGUAGUUCGAUGUAGGUUUCUGGUUUGCCUGUACUGAAAGAUGAUUGUGUUUUCUGGGUGGUAUCUGAUGUAGAUUCGGUCUGUGAAAGGCCCAUGCACUGAAAGUGUACGAGUUUGAAACAAGUUGCUUAUAUUAAGUCGACUCAGGAAAGCACUGAUUUUUGUUUUGCACUGUGGAUGAAAAAUUGAAAAUUGCAAAUGCCUUGUCCUUGCUACUGUAAGCAGGUAAAAGAAUAUUCUUGAGAGCUCACAAAAAUUAUAAACCUGAGUCUAAGUGUAAUGUGUUGGCCAAGUUAACUAAAUGUAUACAUUGAUAGAAAUUAUAACAUCUUGUAAAGAGAGCCAUUCAGACCAAUAUUUUUAUGCUGGCUCUUCAACUGGAGCUAUCUAAUUUCCUGUCUCUUCCUUUUGGCAAUGCCUAUUAAAUAUCAAUAAUAUAGCAGCUCUCUAUAUAUAAUAUGUUUAUAUAUAGACAGAGAGAGUGAGCAUGUUCUUGUUUACCAAUUUGCAAACCAAUGGUAAUUAUCUUUCAUUGCUUACAUCCUUUUAAUUUUUCAUUAUUGUGAAAACUUGUUAAAUUACUUUGACCAUCUUGGUUGCUGUAGAACCACUCCCAAUUCUAUAAUAGCACUCAGUUGCUAUCAAUUUUGUCUGAGUUAUGCAAUUGUGGAUUCAAACGCCCCUUCAGGGAUUUGGACACCUAAUUGAUGCUGGGAAUGCCAAGAAGGUGCUGUAUUGUUGGAGGUGCUAUAGAAGUCCCUGAUACUCCAGGCAAAGGAUCAACACUAUGCCAGGGCAUUCUCUUAGCUGCUCACCUGCUGAGGGAAUUGUGGAUGCUGUCCACCUACAUAUGAGACUGUCAGUGUAACUCCCACCUCCAGGUUCUAAAGAUUCCAGAAUCCUGACCCAACCAAUUCCAUCAAAAGCAUAUUGGUAUUUGUGUAUAAUCUACUUAAGACUGCAUGAUUUUAAAGUAAAGCAUUUUGGGCUGCUUGAGAGGAGAUGUAAUAUUUUUCCUCAGCUACUAGCUACAUAUUGUUGCUGAAAUUUUCCCACACCAAUUUUCUGCAUAUUGCUUUUAAAGAUCAUAAAAUGUGCAUGUUCCCUUUAGUGACAUCCGUGGACCUGAAUAUACCAAAGUGGCAGGCAGAGAAAGGCCAGCUGGUCCAUAAAGUUUGCUGACACUCAUGGAUGGAGCUCCAAGCCUUAGAAAUACCUCCUCUUGGCAGCUCGCUGAAGCAAAAUAGUUUUAUCACCAUCAGUGUAUGGAUUUUGCACUCCACCUUCCAGAUAAUCAAGUAAGGUAAACUCGAUGCACAAACCUUUCAUUUGUGAUAGAGUUAGGUUUAGACUCAUAAGUAUGAUUCUUGUGUAAUUUCUCAGGAGUAUUCCACUAAAAAUGCAGGUGAUUCUCCUCUAGGCAAAAAUUAUGUAGCUGAUGCAAAAAUGAGCCUGAAGCACGUUAGACUGACUAAUUACUCCUGUGCAACAACCUUGAGUUGAUCAUUUAAAUACCAGUCUUCUUAGCAUGUGCCUCAAAGGAAUGUUCCAUAAAGUUAAAACAAUGUGUUAGUGGGAAUGUGACACUUCUGUUUCCAACAGGUUUAUCCCUUGAGUGUUUUUGUAUUAAUUUAUUUUUUAAAUACGCAUAUGAAUCUCAACUGCAGCUAUGACUGAUUUAAGUUUAACUUGCACUUUGUAGAAAUUAUGACUAUCUUACUGCAUUUUUUAAAAAUAAUCAUUUGUAAGGAAUGUAUGAGUACUUUGAAGAAUUUAAUUGUACAUUAGUGGAAUCGGGCUCCAGCAGCGUUUAGAAUGAAGCACUCUCCCUCUCACCUGUGCAUGUUGUUUGACUUUAGGAUCAUAAAUGUGAAAAUGUGCUGCACUGAUAAAAGUAUGGAAUUGUGGAAGUAAAGUUGGAAUGCAUAAGUAGAGGAUGUUCUCUUUGCCUUUCAAUUCUCUAUGGUAAUGUUCAAUAAAAUAAGUGACAUG
Messenger RNA from Pristis pectinata (smalltooth sawfish), 5307 nucleotides. It is a transcript of the gene usp33, whose product is annotated as ubiquitin specific peptidase 33. NCBI's taxonomy places the organism in Eukaryota, Metazoa, Chordata, Chondrichthyes, Rhinopristiformes, Pristidae. The record is from RefSeq and is a predicted model, not a curated record. Bases 548 to 3163 code for a protein of 871 amino acids. Gene Ontology annotation, molecular function: cysteine-type deubiquitinase activity; zinc ion binding. Gene Ontology annotation, biological process: protein deubiquitination. The transcript has 25 exons.